Messenger RNA from Coregonus sp. 'balchen', 5616 nucleotides. The record is from the annotation of a GenBank genome assembly. NCBI's taxonomy places the organism in Eukaryota, Metazoa, Chordata, Actinopteri, Salmoniformes, Salmonidae.
UUAUGAAGCACAAUCAGCAACUCGAACGUGGGGUCAUCCAGUCCAGUCGCAGACUGCUGUUUAACAAAAUUAAUGCGAAGAUUCCCAUUUACAUGAGGGUGUAACUUAGAAUAUAGGCUAGAUAUAUUCUUAAUAUAUAUAGGCUAUCGUUUCCUUGAAAUUCAGAAGAAAUUGCAACCUCACUCGUAAGAGCCCACAUGCAACCGUGAGUAGUCUAUAUUUUUUAAAGGAAUUUAAACUUGUUAUAUUGUAUUAUAUAUUACAGCAAGUAUUGUAAUGUGUUAUUACUAUUCGUCAUAUUCAUCCUGAAGCUUAAAACGACUUUGAAAUUAACCUAAUUGAAAGUGAAAGUAUAAAUGAAGCGCCAUAAGAUAACAGUUGAUUACACACUCCAGCACCCAAUGUUGUCCCUUAUUAGUCGGUCAGCUGUUUUUCAUUAAAUGGUCACACUCCCUCCAAUAUUUUCAGAUAAUCUAUGUCCAAGGGGUUUAAUUGGGAUUUUGUGUGAACUAAUUCUCAAAUUGCCACUUUUUCGAUAAUAGGCUAUAACAGAUCUAUGUGCACAUUUCAUUUUCCAUAUGGAAUCCCACUUAGUCCUCCUCAAUUUAACCCCUGGAUAUGAUGUUCCUCAACCUCAUUAUCUGUCUGUCCCAACCUCCUGUUCUAGAGCCUGUUUGGAAUGCCGAAAAUGAACUUCUUUCCGCUGGUCUUCCUGUGCAUGGAUGUGUGUGUGGUGCAGACAGUCCGCUUGUCCCAACUCUCUCCUCUCCUCCUCCCUCAUCCCCUUAUCACCUUGUGGGGUGGAAGCCUGCUCCGUGCCGGCCUCCACCUCUUUCUCACCUUCAUGUUCCCUGGAAGUCCCCCAUGGAUGAGCAGCUUCGAGGGACUCCAGAGCAUGGGGGUCCUCUGCUUCCACUGCCCACUCUACAUCAGCCUUCUCUGGGCAUGUGGCCAGUCCAUCUUGGGGCAGCUAUGGGGAUGGCACUCCUGGCAGGGGGUGGGUGAAAAGUCUAUAUUGCUAUAAUUAUGUUAAUAUAUAUAUAUAUAUAUAUAUAUAUACCCUUUUUGUUUUAAAAAUGGACAAACCUAACGGACUAAAAUCACUUGUUUUUCAGCUACUUCAGGGCUACUGCGUAACAGUCGUAGCAUGGUUGUACUGGACACGCUACGUCCCUUCUCUUAUUACCAAGCCAACCAAGGAACCACAGAAGAAGACUGGGGCCUCUCUAGAGAAACUGAUGGGAUACAUGAAGCCUUACAUCAUACGCUUCGGAGCAGUGCUGAGUCUUGUCGUCAUCUCUUCCCUUGGUGAGAUGGCUAUUCCCCACUACACCGGCCGAAUGACAGACUGGAUCAUGAAUGAAGACGAGCCUGAAGCCUUCACUUACGCCAUCACAGUCAUGUCUCUGAUUACAGUCAUGAGGUAUAGUACAGCAUAGAUCAAUAAUUGGCAAUACGAUUAUCUUGAGUCCUUCCAAUUGAUGCUCAGUGUUUGAUACUCCUGUUUUUUUAGGUUUCAAGCUUCCUAACCACUUCCUUAAGGCAUCUAUUGUAAUGAUACUGUAGUAACAUGUUUCUUUGCCCUCCUUCUCCCAUCUUCAUCAUUCAGUGCUGUGUGUGAGUUUGUGUGUGAUCUCAUCUACAACAUCACCAUGAGUCGCAUACACACCUCCAUCCAGGGCCUAGUCUUCCAGUCAGUGCUGAAGCAGGAGAUCGCUUUCUUUGACAAAGCACAGACAGGUGAGUCACAUCUCAUUGUAAUCUACAGGUAACUGCCUAAAUAAAUGAAACACCAACAUACAGUGUCUUAAUAGGGCGUUGGGCCACCACUAGCCGCCGGAAUAGCUUCAAUGUGCCCUGGCAUAGAUUCUACAAGUGUCUGGAACUUUAUUGGGGGGAUUGACACCACCUCGAGAAAUGUUUGUUUUGUUGAUGGUGGUGGAAAACGCUGUCUUAGGUGCGACGCUCCAGAAUCUCCCAUAAGUGUCCAAUUGGGUUGAGAUCUAGUGACUGAGACACACACACCCACCCUUUAAACUCCCAAUGCUCUUUGAGACCCCACUUUCAAAGUCACUGAGAUCUCUUCUAGCCAUGGUAGCCCAAAUAAUGGGCAGCUGGACAUAUUUAUACAUGACCCUAAGCAAGGAAUGUUCAUUGCUUAAUUAACUCAGGAACCACAACUGUGUGGAAGCACCUGCUUUCAAUAUGCUAUGUAUCCCUCAUUUCCUCAAGUGAUUCCUUUAUUUUGGCAGUUACCUGUACUCCACCUUCUUAAAUAUAUUUUUUUAUACAGUAGCUGGGUUACUAAUUUAUUCAAAGCUAACUGAUAAACACAUACUGUAUGUCCCAAGGAUAUAUCCCAGGUGUUUUUAAGUGAAAAGGAGCUAAUCUUAAUAAACACGAGUGAUACUGUCAAGAGCAUUGUGUUUUUUUCUUUCUUUAUGCAAUAUAUUUAUGCUUUAUGCUAUAUAUAUAUGAUAUAUAUUUGCACCCCGUCCCCUCCAAGGGGCUAACUUAACCUAUGACCUUUGUUCCAGGUGACCUUGUGUCACGCAUCACCACGGACACCAACGACAUGAGUGAGUCUCUGAGUGAGAGGUUGAGUCUGCUGAUGUGGUACUUCAUGCGUGUCACUUUCCUCUUCAUCUUCAUGCUCAAUCUCUCCUGGAAGCUGUCACUCUUCACCGCUAUGGGGCUUCCUAUCAUCUGGGUCAUACCAAAGAUAUCCGGCAAGUGGUACCAGGUACAGGAAAUCAGACCUUUUCUAACCUAUUGUAGUAGAAGUAGCCUGGUCCCAGAUCUGUUUGCGCCUUCUUGACUAAAUGUAUGGGGUGACAAUGACAAUAAGAGUUGGCUAAACAGCAUAAACAGAUCUGGGACCAGGCUAUAGUGGGGGUAGUUCUGUGAACUACUGAACACUCCCGUGAUGAGUAACAUUGUCUGAGAGUUGCAGUUUCUUGAUUCUUGAUUCUACAAGCCACAGUCACAAAAAUAGCACCACAGAGCAGACAGAUCAGAAUGUUACCUGACCAAUCAGAAUGUAACUGUGAAUAUUGUUUUUGUCCCAGGAGCUCGGUGCGAAGGUUCAAAAGUCACUAGCCCAGGCCAAUGAUGUUGCCACGGAGACCUUCUCCUCCAUGAAGACAGUGCGCAGCUUUGCCAAUGAGGAGGGCGAGACAGAGCGCUACAGGAAGAGGCUGGAGAAGACCUACUCUCUGAAUAAAGAGGAAGCAGCAGCCUACGCAGCCUCGACCUGGACCAAUAGCGUGAGUCUCAGCUUCAAUUGUAAACAGUCACAGAGUGAGAGCAAUUUAUCCAAAUUCAGUUCCAAAAAGCUUGGAUUGCACAUUGACUCAUGAGGGUGCAUGAAUUUGUCUGUAAUAAGGGCCCUGAGUUUUUCCUGGCCAUGUGAACAGACUAGGGAAAGCUCUGGGCCAUUGUUAUAGACUAUAACUACUGUAGGUCCCAGAGUUCUUCCUGGUUACAUGAUCUGGAAAACUCUGGGCCCUAGUCAUAAUCAAUAAUAACCCCAUCUGUCUCCCUUUCAGAUGUCAAGCCUGUUCCUGAAGGUCAGUAUCCUGUACUAUGGUGGUAGUCUGGUGACAGGGGGGACCGUCAGCAGUGGGGACCUUGUGGCCUUUGUGCUCUACGAGCUCCAGUUCUCCUCUGCUGUGGAGGUAAGGCCAUAGAUAAACAGUCUCCAUUCAAUCUACCAGCAGCCAUCUUAUGCUUGAUCCCUACUACCAAAUACAAACAAACCUAAAUGUACACACCCUAACAAGGCACUGGCAAUUUGUUCUACAGUAAAAUAGGGGUCAACAUGAUUUAUCAGUAUCAAAACAUUUGAAUCAUAACUAGAGUUUUGAGUAGCAACAUUUUGACAGUCACUUACUGGUGUCGCUUUUACACCUCCUGUCUGGCAGGUCUGUGAUGUCGUGUUACCCAAGUGUGAUGAGGGCGAUCGGCGGCUCAGAGAAGAUAUUUGAGUAUGUGGACCGACAGCCCCAGGUUCCUCCAGAAGGCUCCCUUGCCCCACAGAAACUUGAGGGACAUGUUCAGUUCAAGAAUGUCACAUUUACCUACCCUACCAGGGAAGAUACACCUGUGCUCAAGGUAUCUACAUUAUAUUUACAGUAUACUAUAUACUGGAUAUGAAUUAAAAUAACAUACAUUAAAUUACAAUUUCUCUCUAUCUCCCAGGGCCUGUCUCUGGAGCUGAGGCCUGGGCAGAUCACUGCCCUGGUGGGGGCUUCUGGAUCAGGGAAGAGCACCUGUGUGAGCCUGCUGGAGAGGUUCUACCUGCCCCAGGAAGGAGAGAUCCUAUUGGAUGGAAAGCCACUGCACAGCUACAAGAACCAGUACCUACACGACAAGGUCAUUACGAACAGCAAUGGAAGCAAUGUUACUCUUCCCCUAAGCUAUAUUAGUGCGUAACAUAAAUAGCUACCAGCCUUUAAAGAACACUACAUGAUCACAAUGUUUGCCAAGAAGUUAUUAACCAACUAAUGAAUAAUGUCUCUCAGAUCAGUGUGGUGAGUCAGGAGCCGGUGUUGUUUGCACGUUCUGUCAAGGAGAACAUCAAAUAUGGCCGAGAGGACGCUUCCGACGAGGAGAUAUACCGGGCUGCUGGGCUGGCCAAUGCCCACAAGUUCAUCUCUGACCUGCCCAAGGGCUAUGAUACAGGUAUGUCCCAAAAGCUUAAUUCAUAUUGACUUCAUCCUGAUAGGAUUGGUAAUAUUGUUUCUUUGGGGCUUUGUUUAGUCCUUACUGAUAAAAAGUUACACUUUUUUCUGCAUGACUUCGACUUUGAACUGUUAGUACUUUUCCUUCCUCAAACUACUGAUGAUAUGAUUGUAGUGUAUGUGUGUUAUCCAGCUCUGCUGUUCAUACCUAAUUGUUGUUCUUUAUUCCACAGAUGCCGGGGAGAAGGGAGGCCAUGUUUCAGGAGGGCAGAAGCAACGCAUAGCCAUCGCCAGAGCUCUGAUCAGACAGCCUCGGAUUCUAGUACUGGACGAUGCCACCAGUAACCUAGACACCGAGAGCGAGCAUUUGGUAGGAGAACUCUGAAUCUUGUUAUCUUUCACUACAACAGACUGACAUAAAUCAAUUUUGGGUGGAUAAUCAGUUGCUGUUGAUCAUUUACUCACAAUAUAACCCAAUGGAGGCUGUUUCCUUCCCUAACUUUAAUCAUUGAUUUACAGUGUAUUGUAAUCUCAGCUAAUCUCUGACAAUUCAGUGGCUUUAAUUCAAACAUACUCAACAUGUUUCUCUCCUUAGGUCCACCAAGCUCUGCUCAAGGACUCAAACCCCUGCUCAGUGCUGUUGAUUGCUCAUAAGCUGAGCACUGUGGAGAAGGCCAAUCACAUUGUUGUUCUCGAGGAGGGAAAGGUGCUAGAGGAGGGGAGCCAUGUUGAGCUGCUGGAGAAAGGUGGAACCUAUGCUGAUCUGGUGAACAAGCAGAAUACUGGCUUCCAGCGCAAAGAAGGGGAGGAGCUGAAAGACUAAAACAGAGGCUCUGACAAUCCUCAAUGUAAACUGAAAUCCCACUUCUGUCACCAUCUCACAUUUUCACCAUUUAUUUUGGUACCCCAUUUUCAUGAUAUCCAAUUGGUAGUU